AUGGAAGAAGAAGACCAGCAAAAAGUCGCAGAUCUGAUCAAAGAGCUCGUCAUUCGCUUGAUCUCACAAAACCCCAACUCUGAAUCUCACCCACCAACUCCCAACUCCCCUCAAUUCCAAAGCUCACUUCGCUACGCGUUUCGGUUGAUCUCGAGUCGAUUAACUCCAUCUGUUUCUCCUGAUGCCGCCGCCAUAGCCGAGUCCACCAAGCGCCGCCUCGCCACUCAAGGUAAGUCCUCGCAAGCGCUCACUUUCGCCGACCUUUAUACUAAAUUCGCAUCGAAAACCGGACCAGGAAGUGUAAAUAACAAAUGGGCAGUCCUUUAUUUGCUCAAAAUUAUAUCUGAGGAUCGAAAAAAUGUGAAAACCCAGUUGGAUUCUUCGGUUUUGUUGCCCAAUUUGGCGUUACACGACGGUGAAUUGGGCAACGAGUCGAGGGUUUUGUUGGGUAAGGGAAAUAAGGAAAAGGGUUGGAACAAUGGGGUUUUGUUAGUUUCGAAAGACCCGGAAAAUCUUCGGGAAAUUGCAUUUAGGGAGUUUGUGAACUUGAUUAAGGAAGAAAAUGAAGUUUCUGAAGAGGUUUUGGUGAGAGAUGUGUUGUAUGCUUGUCAAGGCAUUGAUGGAAAGUAUGUGAAAUUUGAUUCUGGUGCUGAUGGCUAUGUUUUAUCGGAUUUGAUUAAGGUUCCGAGAGCAAUCCGCCUUAUGGUUCGAAAGCUUUGUGAAUUGGGGUGGUUGUUUAGGAAGGUUAAAGGGUAUAUUUCAGAGAGUAUGGAUGGGUUUCCAUCUGAAGAUGUUGGAACCGUUGGUCAGGCCUUUUGUGCUGCAUUACAAGAUGAGCUCUCCGAUUACUACAAGUUGUUGGCAGUGCUUGAAGCACAGUCAAUGAAUCCAAUUCCUUUGGUUUCAGAGACAGCGAGCUCAGGGAAUUAUCUUUCGCUGAGGAGGUUGUCUGUAUGGUUUGCAGAGCCAAUGGUGAAAAUGAGGUUGAUGGCCGUUUUGGUUGAUAAAUGUAGGGUUUUAAGGGGUGGGGCAAUGGCUGGAGCUAUUCAUUUGCAUGCCCAGCAUGGUGAUCCAUUGGUGCACGAGUUCAUGGGGCGCUUACUCCGGCGGGUGUGUUCUCCACUAUUUGAGAUGGUGAGGAGUUGGGUUUUGGAGGGAGAGUUGGAAGAUGUUUUUGCAGAAUUCUUUGUCGUUGGUCAGCCAGUGAAAGCUGAGUCUCUUUGGAGGGAAGGUUACCUGCUCCAUGCUGGGAUGCUUCCUUCUUUUAUUUCACAAUCUCUUGCGCAGCGCAUUCUGAGGACUGGCAAAUCAAUCAAUUUCCUUCGUGUCUGUUGUGAGGACCGUGGUUGGGCUGAUGCUGCAACAGAAGCGGCAGCUGCUGCUGGUACCUCAACAAGAAGAUGGGGUCUUGGAUAUGGUGAAACUGAUGCUCUUGAGUCUUUGGUCGAUGGAGCAGCAAAAAGAGUUGAUAAGCAUUUGUUGGAUGUUAUUUACAACCAGUAUAAGUUCAAAGAGCACUGUCUUGCAAUAAAGCGGUAUUUACUGCUUGGACAGGGUGACUUUGUUCAGUAUCUAAUGGAUAUUGUCGGACCAGAGCUUUCUGAACCUGCUAACACUAUAAGCUCUUUUCAGCUAGCUGGGUUGCUGGAAACUGCAGUCCGAGCAUCCAAUGCUCAGUAUGAUGAUCAUGAUAUAUUGGAUAGGUUAAAGGUAAAGAUGAUGCCACAUGGAACUGGUGAUAGGGGCUGGGAUGUGUUCUCAUUGGAAUAUGAUGCAAGAGUUCCUCUAGAUACUGUUUUUACGGAGUCUGUGAUGGCAAAGUAUUUAAGAAUUUUUAAUUUCUUGUGGAAGCUUCGACGAGUAGAGCAUGCUCUUAUUGGUGCUUGGAAAACGAUGAAACCAAAUUGUAUCACUUCGCGUUCCUUCAUGAAGCUGCAGCAUGCAGUUAAGUUGCAGUUGCUCUCAACUCUGAGGCGAUGCCAGGUUCUUUGGGAUGAGAUGAAUCAUUUUGUCUCAAACUUGCAAUACUAUAUUAUGUUUGAAGUCUUGGAGGUGUCAUGGUCCAACUUUUUGAAUGAAAUGGAGGUGGCCAAGGACCUUGAUGAUCUACUUGCUGCACAUGAAAAGUACCUCCAUUCGAUUGUGGAGAAAUCCCUCCUUGGAGAACGUUCCCAAACCCUUUACAGUUCACUCUUUGCCUUGUUUGAUCUUAUAUUGAAAUUCCGAAGUCAUGCAGAUCGAUUGUCUGAAGGAAUUAAUGAGUUGCAAGCAAGAACCUUGGAAUCCUCCAUACCAUCUCGAAACAAGAUUAAAACAAAAAAGCGAUUAAAUGAUACAUCAGAGCCUGGGUCCUGGGUCAGUGAGGGUAGGAAGGCCCUCACACAACGUGCUGGUGAAUUUCUUCGGAAUAUGGAACAAGAUCUAGAUGCACUAUCAAAAGAAUAUUCAUCAUUGCUUGAGGAUUUUAUUUCUAAGUUGCCCAUGCAGCAGCAUGUUGAUUUGAAGUUCCUCCUAUUUCGGCUUGACUUCACUGAAUUUUAUAGCCAAUUGCGUCCUAGUACGUAG
Molecule: messenger RNA, 2565 nt
Organism: Prunus armeniaca (apricot)
Lineage: Eukaryota; Viridiplantae; Streptophyta; Magnoliopsida; Rosales; Rosaceae
Source: the annotation of a GenBank genome assembly